Messenger RNA from Plectropomus leopardus (leopard coralgrouper), 337 nucleotides. The record is from RefSeq and is a predicted model, not a curated record. NCBI's taxonomy places the organism in Eukaryota, Metazoa, Chordata, Actinopteri, Perciformes, Serranidae.
AUGUUAAUGCAGAGAGGAACGUUGACCUGCGGUAACCUGGUGUCCAUCUCUCUGUCUGUGUCUCCGCAGUACGUCUUUGUGUCCCUGCUGUCCAGAGACAGUGUCUACGAUGUUCUCAGGAGGAUCUGCACUCACCUGCAGGUGAACGGGAAGAGUCUGAGUCUGAAGCAGUACCUGGAGGAGCCCAGCUCUCUGUCCAUGGACGAGUAUCCAGAGGUGUUGAAGUGGCGGAGGAAGCCCUCGCUCCCCGCCGUUUCCUCCUCCCUCCCGGACCUGCUGGGAAACUCGCCCCCGAGCCUCGCCGCAGAGACGUCCUUCAGCGCGCACACGCUCACAG